Arabidopsis lyrata subsp. lyrata is the source of this 3144-nucleotide messenger RNA. RefSeq names its product glutamate receptor 2.2. Lineage: Eukaryota; Viridiplantae; Streptophyta; Magnoliopsida; Brassicales; Brassicaceae. The transcript is spliced from 5 exons. Gene Ontology annotation, cellular component: plasma membrane. Gene Ontology annotation, molecular function: ligand-gated monoatomic ion channel activity; signaling receptor activity. The record is from RefSeq and is a predicted model, not a curated record.
UUUGAAUUGAAAAAAAACUCAGAUAUCAAUAAUCAUCUUGAAACACAUUUUCCUCUCAAAAGAAACCCCAAAUGAGAAACAAGAAAGUUUUCUUCUUCAUCUUGCUCUUCUUCUUCUCCUCCUUCAAGGUGGAAGUCAGUAGAGGACAGAACAACGGAAGAACCAAAGUCAAUGUCGGUGUUGUAACAGAUGUUGGAACUUCAUACUCGGACGUUGCCAUGCUCUGCAUCAACAUGUCUCUAGCCGAUUUCUACUCUUCUCGUCCCCAAUUCCAGACAAGGCUUGUCGUCAACGUUGGCGACUCCAAAGAAGACGUCGUCGGUGCCGCAUCUGCAGCUAUUGAGCUGAUAAAGAACAAGAAAGUGAAAGCGAUUUUGGGGCCAUGGACUUCAAUGCAAGCUCAUUUUUUGGUUGAGAUUGGCCAAAAGUCACGAGUUCCGAUUAUUUCCUACUCUGCAACAAGCCCGUUUCUUACAUCUCUCCGUAGUCCAUACUUCCUUCGUGCUACAUACGAGGACUCCUCUCAAGUAAACGCCGUAAAAGCUAUUAUCAAGUUGUUUGGCUGGCGAGAAGCUGUACCUGUUUACGUAGACAACACGUUUGGAGAAGGUAUAAUGCCUCGUCUCACAGAUGCAUUACAAGAAAUUAAUGUUCGAAUACCUUAUAGAUCUGUUAUCGCUCUCAAUGCCACGGAUCAAGAUAUCUCCGUGGAGCUUCUCAAAAUGAUGACCAUGCCCACUAGAGUCUUCAUUGUCCACAUGUACUCUUCUCUUGCCUCAAGAGUCUUUAUAAAAGCUAAGGAGAUUGGUUUGAUGAAACCAGGAUAUGUAUGGAUCCUUACCAAUAGUGCAACCGAUGACUUAGCUACGAUGAAUGAGACGGAUGUUGAGGCUAUGGAGGGCGUACUUGGUGUUAAAACUUAUAUUCAGAAAUCCAUAGAGCUGGACAAGUUUAGGUCUCGAUGGAGGAAGAGUUUCCCACAGAUUGAGCUGAGUGUCUAUGGAUUGUGGGCUUAUGAUGCUACCACCGCACUAGCGAUAGCUGUUGAAGAAGCUGGAAUAGAUAACAUGACUUUCAGUAAUGUGGAUCUUGGAAGGGAUGUUUCUGAACUUGAAGUUCUUGGUUUAUCUCAAUACGGUCCAAAGCUUCUCCAGACACUCUCAACAAUUCAGUUCAAAGGACUCGCUGGAGAUUUUCGUUUUGUUAACAGGCAACUACAGCCAUCGGUGUUUGAGAUUGUUAAUGUAAUCGGGACAAGGGAAAGGUCAAUUGGAUUCUGGACGGAAGAAAAUGGUCUUGUGAAGAAACUUGACCAAUAAUCACGAAGCAUAGGUACUUUAUCAACUUGGCAAGAUCAUCUUAAGUUGAUAAUAUGGCCUGGAGAGGCUAAUUCUGUUCCCAAAGGAUGGGAGAUCCCAACGAACGGGAGGAGGUUGCGCAUUGGAGUUCCAAAGAGAACCGGUUACACCGAUCUUGUAAAAGUCACAAGGGAUCCUAUCACCAAUUCACCAGUAGUUACAGGUUUCUGCAUAGAUUUCUUUGAGGCUGUGAUUCGAGCAAUGCCUUAUGACAUCUCUUACGAUUUUAUUCCUUUUGAAACUCCUGAUGGUAAACCAGCUGGGGACCACAACUCUCUAGUAUACCAAGUCUACCUCGGGAUAUAUGACGCGGUUGUGGGAGAUACGACUAUACUAGUAAACAGGUCCUCUUAUGUCGACUUCACAUUUCCGUUCAUUAAAUCAGGUGUGGGAUUGAUUGUUCCCGUCGAAGACCAAGUAAAAAGAGACAGUAUUAGUUUCUUGAAGCCUUUAACAUGGAAACUGUGGAUGACUACAUUUCUCUUCGUCUUUCUAAUUGGAUUUACUGUUUGGGCUGUUGAACAUAGGGUUAACCCGGACUUCCGUGGACCACGUAGGUACCAAGCUAGUACAAUCUUCUGGUUUGCUUUCUCUACCAUGGUUUUUGCUCCAAGAGAAAGAGUAUUCAGUUUUGGAGCUAGGCUUUUGGUUAUAACAUGGUACUUCAUCGUGCUCUUGUUGACUCAAAGUUACACCGCCAGCUUGGCGUCCCUUUUGACAUCACGACAACUUGAUCCAACCAUAACUAGCAUGAGAAGUUUGCUUGAGAAAGGAGAAAAUGUGGGAUAUCCAAGGACAUCAUUCAUCUUUGGAAAACUUAAAGAAUCGGGUUUCACUCGAUCCAGCCUCAUACCCUUUGAUAGCGCGGAAGACUGCGACAAGCUUUUGAGAAAAGGAUCUGAAAAAGGGGGUGUUGCUGCAGCUUUCUUGGAAGUACCCUACAUGAGGCUCUUUCUUGGACAAUACUGCAACGCUUAUCAAAUGGUUGAAGAACCCUUUAGCGUUGAUGGAUUCGGCUUCGUUUUUCCAAUUGGAUCACCUCUGGUUGCUGAUGUAUCAAGGGCCAUCCUAAAAGUGGCAGAAUCACCAAAAGGGAAGGAGCUUGAGCUCGCGUGGUUCAAAAAGAAAGAAGAAACAUGUCCAAAUCCAGUCACAACCGCAGAUCCAAAUCCGUCUAUUUCAUCGAGGCAGCUCGGCGUAGACAGUUUCUGGGUUUUGUUUCUCAUUGCUUUCCUAAUGUGUGUUUUCACCCUUGGAAAGUUCGCUUUCUUUUUUGUCAAGAAUAAUCAGGGUAAUAGUCUGUGGCAAGAGUUUCAUGAACCAGAUGAAAUUUCGUAUAUCAACAACGUGGAGAAAUGUCCGUGUUCGUUAAACCAAGAAGAUGUAAUAAAUCCACCUGCUGAUGAUGAUAUUCAUCAAGACACAAGGGAGCAACUAUAAUGUUUGAAUGUCUCAAGACUCUUUAAUUUAACAAACAAAAAGGCGUGUGUUUUUAUGUAUAAGAUGAUGAAAAUAACUAUUUUCGUGGAAGGACUAUCCACAUUCAGAUGUAUUAUGUACAAAUGAGAUUAACGAACAAGUCACCAUGAGGUUGAUGAUGUUACGUGUUCCCCAAGACAAAGAUAUUAACCCUAGGACUAUGAUAUCUCGCAUUUUCUAAAGAUUAGUAGCAUAUUGAGUUAGAGUACAAGAAAUUGUAACCUCAAGAAAAUGCGCAGUGCGUUUUAUACACCGACUAUUCAAGUUGCUAUUUUUUUGCAACUAUAUCCUCGGGUUCCAAAAAUAC